AUUCACUGAGUAAAUAUGUUUCUCCUUGACCAACAUUGAGCGGCUUCGUUCGUGUUUAUUCGGCUUCUAUUCGGGCUUAUUCGUGUUUCUUUAUUUAUUUGUCUCGCUUGUGUCUGCGCUCGGUGCUGAUGGUCGCGAUCUGCCGCUUAAUUUGUCCUACAAACGGAUAAUAAUAACAGUGACACUGAAUCUAGAUAGAAACAGAUGCAUUGAAGAGCUGUAAUUAAACUGUAAUUCAGACCAAUACGCGCUUUUUACAAGAGAGGAAGUUCUGCUAUUCGACACUUCAGGGUUUUUUCUAAAGCGGAUUACGGAAGAUAAACUAUAACGCCAUUCAACAUGAUUUUAUCAUCAUGUUAACAGUAAAAAGAGUCUGAACAUCAGCAGUGUGUGUGUGUUUGGCUCUGUGUGGCCCGCUGGAUCCGGCUUUAUCAGGACUCAGUUGAUGGGGCUCUGCUGGGGUCAUGAUGACGGGGAAGUAUUUCUUUAGUGAGACGGACAUCAAGAGCGCGUGGGAGCAGGUGUUGACAGCCUUCUGGCAGAGAUACCCGAACCCGUACAGCACUCAUGUUCUGACGGAGGAUGUACUUUACCGCGAGGUGACGUCAGAUAACCUUCUCCUGACCCGACGGCUCCUAACGAAGACCAACCGUCUCCCUCGUUGGGCGGAGCGCGUUUUUCCAGGGAAUCUGUCACGUUCGGUUUACAUCAUCGAGGAUUCUGUGGUUGAUCUCGGAAAUAGGAGCCUCACAACGCUGACCUGGAACGUAAAUCAUGCUAAACUAAUGCGUGUGGUGGAGCGUUGUGUGUUCGCGGGCGAGCAGGACCGGCCUGUUUGGACGCGGCUCACCAGAGAAGCCUGGAUCUCAUCAGGAGUCUUCGGCCUCUCCAGGCCCAUUCAGGAGUUUGGUUUGGCCAGAUUCAAGAGUAAUCAGAUGAAAGCCAUGAAGGGUUUGGAGCACGCGCUGUCCAAUCUACAGAAAGCAUCGGCCGCGUGUCAUGGAGAAUCUGCAGAGAAACACAAAAACCUGAAUUCAGCCUCCAAACCCCAGAAACCUCAGCAGUACAUAUGAUCAACAUGAACAAAGAGUGAAUUUCAUGAUCAUAUCAGGUCACCCCAAAAAUUCAGAAGAAACAUUUUUAGGAAUAUUACAAUUUGUUUGAUCAAAACAUUAUUUUUUAGGACAGUUACAUUCCCCCUACUUCUCAUGACUGCUAUGCAAAACGAUCAUUUAAACUGUGAAGUAUUUAUUUAUAUAUCAUUGUAGCAUUUGUUGUACUGCCUUUAAGCUCAUUUCAUUUUUUUAUGAAUCACUGUAUUGCAAAACUGUUUAACUAUACAGAAAGAAAUUACAAUAAUCUCUGAGAAGCUAAGUUUAUAUCAUAACUCUUGAGUUUAUAUCUUUCUAUUCUAAGUUUAAAUCUUGCAAAACUUUUUUUUUAUAUUGCAGUUCUCAGUUUAUAUCUUGUCAUUUUUUGAUUUAAAUCUCAUAAUUCUGAGUCUGAACCUUGCAAAACUGAGUUUACCUCACAAUUCUCAUUUUAAAUCUUGUAAUUCUGAGUUUAAAUCUCACAAUUAUGAGUUUAAAUCUCGCUAAACUAGUUUAAAUCUAAAUUCUGAGUUUAAAUCUCGUAAUAUUGAGUUUAAAUCUGACAAUUCUUAGUUUAAAUCUGGCAAAACUAGUUUAAAUCUCAAUUCUGAGUUUAAAUCUUGUAAUUCUAAGUUGAAAUCUCACAAAACUGAGUUUAUAUUUUCAUUCUGAGUUUAUAUCACAAAAUUGAAAGUUUAUAUCUUGCAAUUCUGAGUUUAUAUUGCAGUUCAGAUUUUUUUAAAUCACAAUUUGGAGUUAAAAUUUCGCAAUUCUGAGUUUGUAAUUUUCAAUGCUAAGUUUAAAACUCACAACUGUUUUAUGUUUCUGCCACAGAAUUAAAAAAAGCCAACUAAAACUUAAUUCUGACUUUUCUCCUCAGAAUUGGGAGUUUAUAUCUUAAAAAAAGUCGAGAAAAAAAACAAAAAACAAAUGUGGGAUAAAAAGUUGCAAUUACAUGUUUUUAGUUUUUUUUUAUCCCUCUGCAGAAAUAUGACCAUGACAUGUUUUCAUGAGAUUCACCCAUAAAACAAAGAACUUACCCAGAGAAUCCUGCGACGUGACCUUAUUUCAUGGCUGCUAAGAUAAGUAACGGUAAAGCUCAGGUAACGGUGAAUGUGAAGACUGAAGAUUAAGCUCGCUGUGGAGAUCGUGCUGUCCUCUACCAUAUUGUUUAGAAAUUUAAUUAGAAAACUCAGGGACAGAUAAUUCGCAGUUGUUUACGAUUGACACCCUGCAGUGUGUUUCUGACAUAACGCACAGCAGAAUGUGCUGUCCUAGUUUAUAUAUACAGUGCGGUCCAAAAAAAAAAAAAAAAAAAAAAACACAGAUUUUCUUCUUCCACUGAAGCUCAAGAUGAUCUCAAAUCAUGCUGGAGAAGAUUCUCACUCAUUUUCACUCAAAAUGUUAUUCUGAUCAUAUCAUUUGUACUGAAAAAAGUUUAAUUAGAAAUAUUUUUACUAGUGGUCUCAGACUUUUGGACCCUACUGUAUUAGAAUUUACAAUCAUAAAAUACACUGCUGUAACACAUAUCAAUUUAUCAAAUCAGUUAUGAGUUCAUAUCAAAUAAUUCACUGAACUUCAGGUCACAAGUUUAAAGCGAUCAGUCUCUUACAGCUGUGCCUCUUAACUGUUUUAAUUAGUUUGUAGUCUAAUAAUAUGAGAAAAUGCACCAUAUAAUGUAAUUUUAAGAAUGUUUUAAUUUAUUAAAUUGUUGAUAAUGUUGAUUAUUGAUAUGUUUGUAAUUGCAUUCCUUCACAAAUGCUUUAGUGUAAAACUUAAGAAAAUAUUUUAGAAUAAAGAUUACUGUUGUGAAAAUGAAUUUGACUGUUCUGUAACUGUAUUACUUUUGCUUUUGCUUGAAAAAAUGAGACAUGAAACUUUAAAUAAAGAAACAAAUGAUGAAA
Messenger RNA from Labeo rohita (rohu), 2995 nucleotides. It is a transcript of the gene prelid1b, whose product is annotated as PRELI domain containing 1b. Lineage: Eukaryota; Metazoa; Chordata; Actinopteri; Cypriniformes; Cyprinidae. Gene Ontology annotation, biological process: phospholipid transport. The record is from RefSeq and is a predicted model, not a curated record. Bases 465 to 1073 code for a protein of 202 amino acids. The transcript is spliced from 6 exons. Gene Ontology annotation, cellular component: mitochondrial intermembrane space. Gene Ontology annotation, molecular function: phosphatidic acid transfer activity.